AUUCUUGAAGUUAUAUAAACAAAAUAGAUAUAUUAUUAUAAAAUUAUGUUAUUUGUAUAUUAAAAUUUAAAUAUAUUCUUUUAACUUAUUUAAGAUAAUAGGUUAAGUUCCAUUGUAAGUAUAAGUACAAUUACAGUAAUUGUUAUUGCAUUAUUGGACUUUGAACCGACAUUAUCUGGAUGAGUAGAAUUCAUAAAAUAUUUAAGUUUAACGUUAGAAGUUUCAGUAUUUCAUAUACAUAGUGCAGAAAACAUGAGUGUGAAAUUAUAUUACGAUCUCCUGUCACAGCCAUCAAGAUCACUCUUUAUAUUUUUAAAAAAAGCACAGGUACCUUUUGAACCCUGUUUGGUAAACUUGGGAAAAGGAGAACAUUUGAAAAAGGAAUAUCUAGAAAAUGUUUCACGAAUUCCAAAAGUGCCUGUAGUACAUGAUGGAGACUUCAGACUGAAUGAAAGCGUUGGUAUAGUGAGAUACAUCUCCAGACAAUAUCCAGUUGAAGACCACUGGUAUCCAAAAGACAGCAAAAAACAAGCACUAGCAGAUGAAUAUUUGGAAUGGCACCACUUAAAUGUUAGAGUAAAUUGUUCUACGUAUUUUAUAAAAACCACAUAUCCUUUUUAUCAGUGGCUCAAUCCGAUGAAAACCGGAAAGCAGCCAUCAGAGGAAGAAGUGGGGAAGGCCAAAAAGUAUAUGGAGAAGUCCUUACAGGAUUUCCAGGACUAUUUUUUGUCAAAUGGAAAAUUCAUUAAUGGAAAUCAGAUAUCCUAUUCAGACAUCCAUGCUGCAUGCGAAAUAGAACAAACUAGAGUAGCUGGUUAUGAUGCUAGAGAUCAUUUUCCGAAAAUUAAGCAAUGGAUCGAAGCUGUAAGGGAGGAAUGCAACCCUCAUUAUGACAGAGCCCAUCAAUUCAUUAACUUACUGUCCCAAAAAGCAGAAGAUCCAAAGUCAAAACUGUAGAAUCAAGAUUUUUAAUUGUGUAUAUGUAUGGAUUUGUAUGGUGUUAUUAUUUUUGCAAUAAUUGUUUAUAAUAAACUUUAAACAUGUUUGGAGGUAUAU
Molecule: messenger RNA, 1056 nt
Organism: Diabrotica balteata
Lineage: Eukaryota; Metazoa; Arthropoda; Insecta; Coleoptera; Chrysomelidae
Source: the annotation of a GenBank genome assembly